Messenger RNA from Myripristis murdjan (pinecone soldierfish), 5693 nucleotides. It is a transcript of the gene srcin1b, whose product is annotated as SRC kinase signaling inhibitor 1b. Gene Ontology annotation, cellular component: postsynaptic density; actin cytoskeleton; cytoplasm. NCBI's taxonomy places the organism in Eukaryota, Metazoa, Chordata, Actinopteri, Holocentriformes, Holocentridae. Bases 1 to 3675 code for a protein of 1224 amino acids. The record is from RefSeq and is a predicted model, not a curated record. Gene Ontology annotation, biological process: regulation of dendritic spine morphogenesis. The transcript has 19 exons.
AUGCCCCCAUCCACCUCUGAUCAUCCCCCAUCCCCCGCAGGUCGAGAGAAGAGAAAGGGUCCCAUGAUCUCUGCUGGUGAUGCUGAGUUCCCGCGGGAUUACCACACCCUGGCGGCUGGCGGUGGGCGUGGGGCCCGGCGGUUCCCCGAUAACACCAAUGGGGGGUUCACGUCGUCCUCCCUGGACCGCCGGCACAACUCUGUCGCCGCCAAGAGCCUGGAGGCCCUGAACAGCAUCCACAAGGCCGACAUAGAGCGCCAGCGAGACGUCUUCAUGGACCUCCAGAAAAACAAGUUCUCCAACAGCGUGUCGGUGUCCCAGGGCUCUCCUGCUGGUGGGCGGCAGCAACAACCAAACUACUGGAGCUUCAAGGCCCGAACACCGCGUGUGACCCGACCCAACCCAGCACAGCCGGCUCUUGCCGACCAGGCCAGCAGGGUUUCCUUUGCAUCAGCUGAAAAUCUGGAGACCAUGUCGGAGGCGGAUGUCCCCAUCGGCUUUAACCGGAUGAACCGGCUCCGCCAGAGCCUGCCCCUGGCCCGCUCGUCCAGCCAGGCCAAGUUGCGGGCACCAGGCAUCUUGUUCCUCCAGCUCGGGGAGGAGACACGGAGGGUGCACCUGACCCAUGAGCUGACCAGCCUGGAGACUCUGAGGGCCCUCAUCGUGCACAUGUUCCCCCAGAGACUCACCAUGGCCAUGCUCAGGUGUCCCAGCACGGCUCUGCUGAUCAAAGAUGAAACACGUAAUGUCUUCUAUGAGCUGGAGGACCCACGGGAUGUUCAGGACCGCUGUGUAAUAAAGAUUUACUGCAAGGAGCCCAUCUACGGCACCUACCCUGGACACCACAACCCACACUUGGCUAACGGAGACCUCCGGAGGGAGAUGGUGUACGCACCUCAGGAGUCCCCACCCAACCGCCGCCUCAGCAACCCGCCCGUCUCCUCCCACUCGACCUCCUCUGCCUCACCUCCCCAAGGCUCGCCGUCCCGCGCCCGCCUCCUUUACAGCGGCGGCCGGCCCUCCUCCUAUGCCGGGCCGCCCCACCACACCCAUUCCCUGCCCCACCCCCACUCCCACCACUCCUCUCCCCACCACCCCCAGCAGCUCCACCAGCCCCAUCACACCCAGCCGGCCUUCUGCGCCUCACCCAGCGCCAUCCUUGAGCGCAGGGAUGUGAAGCCCGACGAGGAGGUGGGGGGAUCCAGGAGUGUGGUGCUGCUGCGCGGGGACGAUCGUGGCGGAGGGGGGAUUUAUGCUGACCCCUACUCUCUGGGGCCAGACACGGGCCGGCUUAGCCUUGCGGGAGGUCCUCAUUCGCCUCUCCCAGCCAGAGCAGAUCCAUAUGGCUCCCUGUACCGCCGUGGAGGAGGGGGAGGAGGAGGCGCCGGGUCAGUGCGUUCACUCACUUCCUAUUCAGCAGCCGCCCUACAAGGAGAGCUCAUGGAAACUACUGCGCUUUAUAGGCCGGGAGGACCACUGUACAAUGAUGCAUAUGCUGCGUCCAUGUUGGCCAUGGGGUUCCGGGUUCCACCGCCUUCAUCCCCACAAAAGAUACCCGACAUGAGGGAAUCUUACACAGGCACCAUGCCCGUCCGGGGAUCCCCUGGGAGACAGAGUCUGCGGAGGGACUCAGUGACCUCCUCUGUGUUUGGAGAGAGUCCCAAAACCAGGGGCCAGGGCUCAGGGCUAAGCCUGGCCUCAGAACAUCUCUGUCUGAUGGCCGGUCCUGGAGGGGAGGGAGGGAGCGCUGGAGGCUUCGGCUCAGCUCUGCUGGGGAACGAGACCGAGACCAGGGAACGCAUGGAGGCCAUGGAGAAGCAGAUAGCCAGCCUGACAGGUCUGCUGCAAAGCGUUUUGAGCAGGGGGCCGGACGCAGACAGCCCGGAGAAGAUUGAGUCGGCCAGUGACUGCUCAGGAACUGACACUGGACGAUCUAAAAAAAAGAAAGCUAUGACACCAUCUGCUCCCUUGGCCCUAAUGCCACCGCCACCCUCAGCAGCCAGCCAGCCAGUCACAGUGUCCCGUCUGCAGAUGCAACUCCACCUACAAGGCUUGCAGCAGAACACCAACGCACUGCGGAAGCAGCUCUCUCAGUUACGGGACAUGCAGCUGGAGAACCAGGACUCCGUCUUGUCCCUGCUGAGGCAGACGGAGUCUGAGCUGAGCCUCAUGAUGCUCGAUGCCAUGCGCACCCAGGAGGACCCUCUCCAGAGACAGCGCCUCCUGGUGGAGGAAGAGAGACUGAAAUACCUCAACCAGGAGGAGCUGCUCAUCCAGCAGCUGCAUGACCUGGAGAAGUCAGUGGAGGAGCUGCAGAAGAAUUCGUCCGUCAACCACGGCCUGGUGACUGAGCAGGAUGUGGAGCAGAAAAGCAAGGAGCUGAGGAUGCUGGGGGAGACACUAACCGAGCUCAAGAACCAGUUCCCCAGCUUGCAGAGUAAGAUGCGGGUGGUGCUGAGGGUGGAGGUUGAGGCUGUAAAGUUCCUAAAGGAGGAGCCUCACCGGCUGGACGCCCUGCUGAAGCGCUGCAACACCAUGACUGACGCGCUCAGCACACUACGCAGACAAGUCACAGAGGGAGUGUGGAAGGGCCCCGAGGACCUCUCCAGCCAGCCACAGAAGAAGACAGAUGACAUGGGGCGGAGCUCUGACCUGGAUAUCCUCAACAGUCCUCCUCUGAGUCUCAAUGACCUGAGCAGCAGUGCCGGCCUGGCCAACUGGAUGCCCAUGUCAAGCGGUGACACAGACACCUCGGGCCCUGAGCAGGACAUCCAGACCUCGAUGAGCUUUAGGAAUCGGGCUCUCGAUGACUUACCAACCCGCCGUCCGGCUGAUAAAUGUGUGUCAGCUGAAGUCAGACUGGCGGCAGAACGGGACUGGGAGGAGAAGCGAGCCAGCUUGACCCAGUUCAGUGCCCAGGACAUCAACCGGUUGCUGGAAGAGACCCAGGCUGAGCUGAUGAAGGCCAUCCCGGACCUGGACUUUGCUGCCAGACACAUCAACAAGCCAGCCGUGCCCCCCAAGCCUCAGAUCACCAUCCCAAUUACCUCGACCACAGCCACCUCUCCUGCAGCUGGGACCACUGGCACCGCUGCCACGAACACCACCACCACCACGCCCAGCGGGGACCCGCAGCCUGGCAAGGUGCAGAUGGCCGCGCAGAAGCUGAACAGUAUGGAUGGAGCGGGUUCACGUCGAGGGUCCACGGAGCUCAGUGUGGCCAGGUACCGUACAGAGAAGCCCUCCAAGUCCCCGCCUCCACCCCCACCUCGCCGCAGCUUCCCAUCAGCACACGGCCUCACCACCAACCGCACCGGGGAGGUCAUUGUCACCACCAAGAAUAUGAAGCAGGAAGAGGAUGGAGACAUACCUAAAACUCUGGUGAAGUUGAGGCGGACGCCCUCUGACACCCCCCGACCUGCCUCUACCCCUCCUGUCAUCGCAGCCUCAGCCAUCCAAGAUGAAGACGACGAGGAGAAGAUUAUAGCUGAGCUAGAGAAUGCCAGUAACUCCCCAGGCCCAACCAAGGGACCGCAGCCCACCGUGGCAGCCAGGCUCAAACACCUGCAACAGGGCAGCCUGGAGAGGCCCAAAACCCGCAAGCAGAAAGAGGAUUUCCCCAAGGUCCAGGGCCAGCAGCAGGUCUCUCAGGUCUCAGCUGGACUAGUUACGUGAGGAGUGGGUACUCGCAUCAUUCUGGUUUUGGACUCCUAAAACCUAGGCCAGAUCUUGAAGGCUUCAAAUUUGAAAUUCAUUUGGACAGUUUUGACAAUUGUAACCGUUGUCUGACUAUAUCAGCGAGAGGUUGCCAAAUUAAUGCACUGGGAGAAAAUGGGAUGUCAAGGCACACUGACAAUAUCUAAAAAUGAUCAAGUAAUGCAGGAGAAAAAGCUUCAGGCUCCUCUGUCAUAGUUCUCCUUUCCUCAUUAGAGGAGGGUUUUAAAAAAAUGGGAAAGAAGCAUUGGUUGCUGUAUUUUGUCUGCUCUGGACCCUGAAUAUACACUUUGGUAGUAUAUGUAUAUUUUUUUUAAUUAUCAGGGAACUAGAGUGAAAGUAGAGCGGGGGAUCUUGUAAUAUCUCAUAAUUUAUGUUGCAAAUCCAUCAGCCAGCAUAUUUUACAAUCCAGCACAGUAUUUUUAGCGACAAUUAUAAAGACAUCAUGCACGUUUUCAGAGUUUUACUGCCCUGAAGUUACAAUCAGAACCCGGUUCUGACAUGGUAGGUACACUGUAUGACCAUGCAGACUUGGAAUAAGAGGUUUUUAGUGCGAAUAACAUUAAACUGUGGCAUAACGCAAAUACAAAUGACAGGAUAAAUAAUCCUAGAGACAGGCUGUGUGCUGUUUGACAUUUUGUGGGAGGGAAAUUUCAAGAGCAUGCCACAGAAUCUCUCACUGUGAGCAUGUUUUUAUACCACUGGCAGAAUAUAAAUUAUAUAGGGAUGUUACAAUAUGUAGUUAAUACAUUUAUGGAAUGUAUUAGUUGUCUCUGAGAUAGCAGUAAAAAGCUAACACAAAAAUAGAAAUGCAGCUGUUAAAAGUAUAACCUAAAUCACUUCACAGAUACUUCACAGAUAUAUUGUAAGUAUAUUAAAUGACCAUUUAGUUAUAGUUUGAAGAGAUUGCUUUAUUAACAUGUAAAAAAGAAAGUGUCAUCUAUGUUUUAUAUAAUCAAGCUUUUUUGUAUUUUUAUACUUGGAAAAAAAGAGGAUUCAUAAGCAUGUAACACAUGUAUUCUGUAAAUUAUUUUUUUGUGUGUUUUUUUUUUUUUUUUUUUUAAAGAAAAUUCUGAUUUAAUCAUAGAACAAAUCAUGAUCACGAUUUUGUCAUAGAAAUCACUGAGACGUAUAAAAGAUUAAACCAGUUAUCAAUGGAGCUGUGCGACGCACUCUAGAUGGUUGUGAACUACUUAUGAAACCACCACAUUACCACGUUAUAAAAGCACAUAUUCUCCUUCCUUUGAAAAAGAUCAACUCCCCCAAUAGGACCCCCCCAUUUUGUAGCCGUCUUCCUCUAUUAUAACCAAUAGUGGACUAUGUAUGUACACUAUACAGACUUUACAGUUUAAAUUCUAUUGAUGGUUUCUUGAUGAAUGUGUGAUUGUUCAAAAUUGUUUGUGGCUGUUCAAAACAUGUAUAUAGACCCAAGUAACAUCAUACAAAUUGAUUUUUAUGUGAAUUUUUUUAGAGAGAAAAAUAAUCCAAAAUGGCAUGCAUACUGUAUACAUUCCUGGAAAUCUGCACGCUGGGUCAACAGAGGUCUCAUUUUCUUGUCAAUAAUUCUAUGUAUACUUGUGAGUGUAUAAUAGAGUAAACAAAUCUGUACAGUGAAAUAGAUUUUGUAUUAUGUUCAAAUGGGUAGGUAAGGCCCCUUUUACUGUCAGAAUAAAGAAAAAAUACUAUCAAAACUAUUGCGAAAGAGUAUUUGAAAUAUUGUAUAUCAACUAACUACUGUUCUUUGAGUCUGAGAGUGAUGCUUGCUGUGUGGGAUAAGUGUUGUUUGUGAAUUGUGAAGAAGAAUGAUAACCUACUACAGAACCCGUAUACUAAAGACCAACUUACAGUGCAAAACACCAUGCAACUUUGUGUAUUGAAAGUAAAGUUGCUGCGUCGUGUGAGAAAAAUUCAACCAAACAACGGUUGCUGCUUUUGUACGUUCCUGUUGUGGUUUUGUGACAAUAAAAGUGACCCUCUUA